AAUUAGUGCAUUUAGUUCAGAGCUCAGCUGUGCCGCCUCACAGAGCUGCUAGUAUAACAAGACUUGCGUUUUCUGUUUUCUGUGAGUGGACUGUAAUGAAUAUUGGACAGAAUCCUACAAUGUAGUUUCAGAUACAGGACGUGGACUACAUCUCCCAAACAGGCUACUAAAGGAAGCUGCCCUGAAGCUGACCUGAAUAAGCAGAGGGAAAAGGAAGUGAUGGGUCCUGAAUCUCAUUUUUUAAAUACAGGUGUCGGGGGCCUCGUGCUGUCCUGCAGGUUUUAGAUGUUUUCCCGCUGCAACACACCUGAUUCAGAUGAACAGGUCGUUAUCAGGCUUUGGUGAAGCUUGAUGAGGAGCUAAAACAACAACCUCAUGCUCGGCACAUGAGCUUUGAAUGACAGAGCACAGCAUCACCCCUCAUCGCCUCGUCGUUCUCCUUCCCCUAUUCCCCCGGUAAAAGGCUCAGAUUCCCCUCGCUGCAACCAUGGUGGUGAUGAAGAUGAAGUUCCCCUUCGAGAAAAGGGUGAAGCUAGCCCAGGGACUGUGGCUCCUCUCCUGGAGCGCCACAGUGGCCGGAGCUUUGACCUUCAGCCUGGGAUGCAUCCUAAAGACCGAGCUCCGAAGGAGGGCAGAGGUGAUGGAUAACUCCGACAUACACAUUGUGCCCAACACCCUCAUGAUUGUUGGUCUGGCCUCCUUGGGUAUCAACUACUUUGCGUCAAAGAUCUGUCAGGAUGCUCUGGAUGCCGGGCGAUUUCCCCGCUGGAAGAACUUCUUGAAGCCCUACUUUGCCGUCUCUUGUUUCUUCACCGUCCUCAUGCUGCUGGCCAUCAUCAUGAGCUAUGCGAUGAAGGGCACUCUGGAGUCGUCUCUGAAGGUCGGCCUGAGGAACGGCAUCCGCUUCUACAAGGACACGGACACCCCCGGGCGCUGCUUCCAGAAACAGAACAUCGACCGGCUGCAGAUGGAGUUCCAGUGCUGCGGAAACAACGACUUCAGGGACUGGUUUGAGGUCCAGUGGAUCAGCAACCGCUACCUUGACUUCAGCUCGACGGAAGUGAAAAACCGCAUCAAGAGCAACGUGGACGGCCGUUACUUGGUCGACGGAGUCCCGUUCAGCUGCUGCAACCCGAGCUCUCCACGCCCGUGCAUCCAGUACCAGCUCACCAACAACUCGGCACACUAUAACUAUGACUACCAGACCGAGGAGCUCAACAUCUACCUCCGAGGCUGCCGAGAGGCCCUGGUCAACUACUACAUGGGCCUGAUGAACACCAUCGGUGCUGGAGUCCUGUCAGUCUUCCUCUUACAGGGCUCUGUGCUGGUGAGCCUGCGCUUCCUGCAGACCUCCAUGGACGCCGUGGCAGGGAAUGAGAACACGGAGAUUGAGACCGAAGGGUACCUGCUGGAGAAAGGCGUGAAGGAGACCAUCAUGGAGUACCUGGACCCUGUGCUCACGUUCUUCCUGCUUAAAAACCAGGUGGAGGAGGGAGACGCACCUGCUGCCCCGGCAACCACCUAAACCACCAACGAUGUACACACAUGUAAAUACUUUUUACAGAGAGAGGGCAACUAUUAAAUUAUUUGAUUUUUAAAACACAAUAUUAAUCAGAACAUUUCUAUGAAUUUCACAGAUUUUAGGGUUCAUGUUUUUUAUUGUCAGACGCAAAAGUAACGUACAUGAAUGAAUUCUACAUUACUGUUCUGUCCCAUUCAAAUCCCCUAAGCUGAACUGAUUUAACCAUGUAUUGUAAAACAUUUGUUAGCCAAAGUCACGCUGUGUGAUCCUCAGGUCACACACAGAAGUUAUAAAUCCGUCAACACUCCUCAAAAUAAAUAUGCUCAAAACCCCGGAGCACGUUCUUUAUUUUUUAUUACCGCUCAGUCUCAUCUCCCCUGUUAUUUACACAAAUUAAAACCCUUUUGUUAUAUUUGUUUCUGCAAAAAAAUGACUCCAUUCAUAACAUUUGCGUUGCUACUUGCAUUCUCAUGAGCCUGUGUCAAAAGCAAUAACACGAUCACCAAAUGAAACAGAAAUUUGUGAAGCGGUGUACACAAUUUUUCCUUUUUUUUUUUUUUUGUUUGGUCUUACAAAAGCAUGAAUGUAAAGCUGACUGUAGAGAGACGUGAAGCACAACGGCACUAUGACACAACAUAACAUUUGACUUAUUAAAGUUUGAGUUUACUAAUUGGA
This is a messenger RNA of Acanthopagrus latus (yellowfin seabream), 2197 nucleotides long. RefSeq names its product retinal outer segment membrane protein 1a (gene rom1a). Gene Ontology annotation, cellular component: membrane. Lineage: Eukaryota; Metazoa; Chordata; Actinopteri; Spariformes; Sparidae. Bases 488 to 1525 code for a protein of 345 amino acids. The record is from RefSeq and is a predicted model, not a curated record. Gene Ontology annotation, biological process: visual perception. The transcript is spliced from 5 exons.